UAAAAAGAAAAAUCGCCGUCCUUUAGAUUCUAAACCCCAACUGAUAUAUAGCCUUGAAACCCUUCGAAAGCCGAAAACUCAAAUCCGCAAAUAAUAAUGUCCCUCCAACGCCAGCACCAUUCCUCCUCCUUCCCUUCCUGCUUCCGCCCCUCCCCCACCGUUGACAACACCCACAAAGCGCUGCCGUCGCCUCCUCCUCUGCCGCCGCCGCCGCCGCAAACCUCAGGUAAGACAAACCUUGCUACAAGUUUCUACCAUACAAAUCUAGGCCUUUUCUCCCUCACCUGGUCCUGUACCUUCCUUGGUCACUCUCUCCUCCUCCACCUCUAUCCUUGCUCUCAUUUCUCUCCCUCUUCGCCUACCUCCCUUUCCUUCUCCACCCUCCUUUUUCAUCUCCAUAUCAAACCCUUCAUUUUUUGGAAGAAAUAUGGGAAUAAAAAACUCAGCUGCGAUACUACCUCUAAUGUCCAUGUCUUUUGGGACCUUUCCAGGGCCAAGUUUGGAUCCGGCCCUGAACCCGAAUCUGGAUUCUAUGUUGCUCUUGUUGUUGACGGGGAAAUGGUACUUCUUGUUGGUGAUUCUAUCAAAGAAGCUUAUGCCCGAACUAGAGUUCAAAAGCCUGGGAAACCCCAAGCUCUUGUUUCGAGAAGAGAGCAUCUAUAUGGCAACAAAUUGUACACCACAAAAGCCAGAUUUGGUAGCAAAAGGAAAGAAAUCUCCAUUGAAUGUAAGGCCAUGAAGGAGGGUGCAGAGCUUUGUUUUAGCGUUGAUAACCAAAGGGUAUUACAAAUAAAGCGAUUAAAAUGGAAAUUUAGAGGGAAUGAGCGGAUUGAAGUAGAUGGGGUCUCAGUUCAAGUGUCGUGGGACGUAUAUAACUGGUUGUUUGAUCAGGAAUUAAACAAUGGGCAUGCAGUUUUCAUGUUUAAGUUUGAGAAUGACGAAGCAGUGAGUCCUUUGAAGGAGAAGGAAGGGAUCUUUUUGUGUCAACAAAGUUCACCUAGUAUUGGGGAAAAGAUGAGGAAAAGCAUGUGGAUGACUGCUAGAAGCUCAUCCUCUUCUUCAAUAUCGACGUCUUCAGCUUCAUCAGGAGGAAGCUCGUCGGUGCUGGAAUGGGCAAGCGUUGAGGAGAGCGAGUUAAGUGCUCCUACCGGCUUCUCUUUGCUUGUCUACGCCUGGAAAAAGUGAAGAUUUUUCUAUUUUUAUCACUAACCCAUUUGUUAUUGAACAUAGUAGAAUAAGAAAAGUUUUACAUUAGGAUAAACAAAAUUAUAGGGAGAGAUUGAUUGAUUCAUUGACAUCUCCCAGUUUGCUUGUAAUCGAAGAUGCCAUACAGGUUUAAUGAACAAAACCAAUUGUUCCAUAA
Messenger RNA from Gossypium raimondii (Peruvian cotton), 1363 nucleotides. RefSeq lists its product as uncharacterized. The transcript has a single exon. Bases 97 to 1185 code for a protein of 362 amino acids. NCBI's taxonomy places the organism in Eukaryota, Viridiplantae, Streptophyta, Magnoliopsida, Malvales, Malvaceae. The record is from RefSeq and is a predicted model, not a curated record.